AUGACUACUCAACAAACACAACUCCCUUCCCUGGAGCCAUCAGCACUGACAAAACUCAUCGAGUCAGCUUCUGCCUCCGGCAAUCCCCUCGCUGCAACCACCAUUCAAAUCCUCCACAAUCUCCAGCACCAACAUCUCUGGACCUCUCUUGAAAUCCACGACAUUUCCACGGACUCAAUUGCAUCUGAUGCCCCGCCAACUCUCAUCUCAGGUAUCCCACCGCACCGCAUAUACACGCACCCAGACGAGCAGCUAUAUAUGUUGGAAAAGGGCAUUGCGGAGGAUGAUCUUCGACCGGAAAGACUAUUCGUGAUUCCUACGGCUCAAGGACAAACUUGGAGUUUACGCCGUAUGGCUGCAGCCUUUGAUUCCUUGGCUGCCAUUGAAGAAUCUUCAGUGAGCGAGGAAGCAAUGUCGACCAGCGAGUCUGUGGAUUCUGAAAAGGCAAAGAAGCUUGACGAAUACUACGAGAAGAAGGAAAUGGCCAAGGAAACCAAAGAAUGGGGCACUAGGCGAGCUCUACUCGCGAUGACCAAUAGGGGUAUGGGCGGAGAGGGUACAGUCGUCUACUACGUUGUUCAGGAAGGCGAGGUCAAGCCGCGACAGAACUGA
This is a messenger RNA of Penicillium cataractarum, 612 nucleotides long. RefSeq lists its product as uncharacterized. Bases 1 to 612 code for a protein of 203 amino acids. Gene Ontology annotation, biological process: tRNA splicing, via endonucleolytic cleavage and ligation; tRNA-type intron splice site recognition and cleavage. NCBI's taxonomy places the organism in Eukaryota, Fungi, Ascomycota, Eurotiomycetes, Eurotiales, Aspergillaceae. Gene Ontology annotation, molecular function: nucleic acid binding. Gene Ontology annotation, cellular component: tRNA-intron endonuclease complex. The record is from RefSeq and is a predicted model, not a curated record. The transcript has a single exon.